AGCUGUUUUGGUUUCGCUUUUGCUGCCAUGGUAGAGUACGCAGUCAUCAACUAUGCAGCAAUUGUGUACAUACGUAAGCAGGUUCAUGAUCUGAAAGGAUUGGAAUCGAAUAGAGCGAUGGAGAAGAUGCGUAUAUUUACCGCCGGACUGAUGGGAGCUCGCCGUGAUACUCUUGCUGUAGAUGACUUAGCACUGGCUGAAGCGGAAGAAAAACAACCUUGGUACUCUUGCUUCAUGAAGAAGAAAACGCCUAAGGCAACUUCAAUGUUCUAUCGAAUGGCUGUAAAAGCAGCAAAAGCACGACGGAAGCUAAAAAUGAGGGAUCCAGCCAGAGGGUAG
Messenger RNA from Cylicostephanus goldi, 339 nucleotides. Lineage: Eukaryota; Metazoa; Nematoda; Chromadorea; Rhabditida; Strongylidae. The record is from the annotation of a GenBank genome assembly.